Molecule: messenger RNA, 570 nt
Organism: Acanthochromis polyacanthus (spiny chromis)
Lineage: Eukaryota; Metazoa; Chordata; Actinopteri; Pomacentridae
Product: kit ligand-like
Exons: 6
Coding region: 1-570 (189 amino acids)
Biological process (GO): cell adhesion; positive regulation of cell population proliferation
Cellular component (GO): plasma membrane
Molecular function (GO): stem cell factor receptor binding; cytokine activity
Source: RefSeq, a predicted model, not a curated record
AUGCAGAGUUGGAUACACGUCUGUGUCCGUUUCCUGCUGUUCAUCACGCUUGGGGUGCAUUCAGAUACACUUGAUGUCAGCCCAGUGACCGAUGAUGUCUCCAGACUCUAUACUUUGAAGCAAAACAUUCCUAAAGAUUACAAAAUUCCUGUGAGCUACGUUCCAAAACAAGAGGGUGGGAUGUGUUGGGUGAGAUUAAAUGUCUUCCCUUUGGAGGCGAGUUUAAAAGAUUUAGCACAUAAGUUUGGAAACAUGUCAUCUAACAGACACGACAUUAGGAUUUUCAUCAUAAUGCUCCAAGAGCUGCGACUCAAAAUGGGUUCAUUGGAGCUGAUCAUGUUUGAGUUUGAGUGCCACUACAGGGAAGAGAGAUGGCACACAGAGCGAUACUUGGACUUUGUCAAAGACUUUCUUACAGCUGCACAGAAUAAAGAAGACUCAGAUGACUGUGAUCCUCCUCCUUGUCCCACCACACCAUACGCAGUAAUAACAGAAGAAUAUUCAAAAGAAUCACCCACUCCCAGCAGUAAAGGCCCAAAGUGUUCGACUGACUGCACAGCACACUCCUGA